Molecule: messenger RNA, 837 nt
Organism: Amphimedon queenslandica
Lineage: Eukaryota; Metazoa; Porifera; Demospongiae; Haplosclerida; Niphatidae
Exons: 3
Coding region: 19-690 (223 amino acids)
Source: RefSeq, a predicted model, not a curated record
CAUAAAUUUCGAGAUGCCAUGUCCCUCAAGAUAACGAUCACAUCAAAGCACACACUUCACCUCAUCAACCGUUACACUCAUAUUGAAGUGUACUUUACUGGUCCUACCCAGCACUGUCCAUUAGUACGUAAGCUACUCACAACAGCUAUUGAUAAUAGCAGUGAUGCCAUGCACCUCAAGCAUAAUUACGUCAAUGCAUUUGCUUGCCCUUACAAUGAGAGCUGCUACUGUAUUGUAAAUGAAGAUGAUUGUACAGUUUGUGGUAAACCUACUGAUAUUAGCAAUGACUACAGUAUCUGGUUUAAUGAUGCACAAGGACCUGUUGAGAGUAACAAUGGAACACAAAAACAAGUUAAUGAUCAGUCACCAGCUGAAAACCCCCUGUUAGACAAGAUACCAGAAACAGAUGAUCUCAUGAAGUUGUUCAUUGAUUCUGCUGUCCAUUAUAUGAUCAUUGGUAUUGGAUUGUCUGUCAAUGUGACUGACCUCACUCCUCUUCCUCAUCUAACCAUACUCAAUCUCAUUCAAGUGUUCCAGAGGUGGAGUGACUCCAAUAAUGACGUCACUUGGGCUAAGAUUCUAAAAGUCUGUCAAAAUUUCCCUAAUCAGCUUGGAAAAGUAGAAGCUGACAUCAACAAGUUCCUCUUGUCACCUGAAGCUCGUGACAAAUAUUUAAAAUGUGACAAAUAAUAAGAAUGAUUCAUUUUUAUGCAUCUUGCCUUAUGACAUUGAUUAGUACUAAUAUUGAUUAUUAUUAUUAUUGAUAUUAUUUUUGGUUGUCUGCUUUCUUGUUUAAUUAUUAAAAAGUAUUUUCUCUAUUUUCAACUGUCAAGUCAA